UUCAUUUUCAAUGUAAUUUAGCAACAUCUAUUUUUUUGCCUAUAUAACCAAAAGUUUCAAAUACCAUUUCCAUAAACUUUUUUCCCUAAUAAAUUCCAAUCAGUACUUCACUACAUGGAUCAAUUAAGUACAAAAUCAUUUUCAUUUUUUCUCACACUUUAUCUUUCAUCAUCAUUAGUAAUAUCAACAACCUUCAUAUUUGUUAACAAAUGCAACUACACAGUUUGGCCAGGACUUCUUUCCAACGCCGGAAUCGCGCCGAUUUCAACCACCGGUUUUGUUCUCAAAUCCGGCGAUUCCAAAUCAAUUACUCCACCGGCCUCCUGGGGAGGCCGUUUCUGGGGACGAACACACUGCUCCCAAGACUCCACCGGAAAAUUCACCUGCCUCACCGGUGACUGCAACUCCGGCAAACUCGAAUGCUCCGGCAACGGCGCAACACCGCCUGCUACGUUAGCGGAGUUCACUCUUAACGGAUCUGGUGGACUCGAUUUCUUCGAUGUCAGUUUAGUCGACGGUUACAACGUGCCGAUGUUGGUUGUUCCACAAGGUGGCUCCGGUGAUAACUGUAUGAGUACUGGAUGCAUAGUUGAUUUACUCGGCGCGUGUCCUUCAGAGCUUAAGGUUACGAGCGUGGACGGGAAUGAGAAUUUAGCGUGUAGAAGUGCGUGUGAGGCGUUUGGAUCGGCGCAGUAUUGUUGCAGCGGCGCGUAUGGUUCGCCUAACACUUGCAAGCCUUCGAGUUAUUCUGAGUUGUUUAAGAACGCUUGCCCACGCGCGUAUAGCUACGCGUAUGAUGAUAAGACUAGCACGUUUACAUGUGAUUCUGCUUCUGAAUACAUAAUCACGUUUUGCCCUUCCACUAAUACCAAGUACCCCAGUCAGAAAUCGUGGCAGGGGCAAAAUCCGAAAUCAGAUGGCAGCGACUCAUCACCACAGCUUAAUAAUGGUUCAAUGGUAUAUGUUGGUGCUGGUGUCUAUGAUCAGAGUGAGAUAUCAAGCUCCACUUGUAUUCAUAUAUGGGAAUCCGAAACCCUUCUCACUUUUGCAAUGGCUAUGUGGUUCUUAUGUCAACUUUUUCAUUUUUAAUCGGUGUCUCCUUUAACCUUAAAAUUAGGUUCAUGAGCCACGUUUUCAAUGAAAUUAGGUUCAUGCAUGAGCCACGUUUCCUAUGCCUAAAGAAUUGUCGGAACCUUUGUAUCCAUUGUUUAAUUCAUUGGGCCCACAUAUCUUGCCAUGGUGACAUGCAUGUUAGUCAUUUGUUCUUGUCCUUAGAUUCCCAAAGAAGCUCUUGACAUUCCAAUUUUAAGAUAGGAAAGUCCUUAAAACAAAGGGGUAAAUACAUUCUACUCAUGGAUGAAAAACUAUGAUAGUGGGUGGCCAUUAUUUAUUUCCACGUCGUUGAGAUAAAUAGGCAUACAUAGAAUUGAAUUAUUUGUAUUGUGGGCUAUGCUAUUCAUUUAUUGGUCUUAGAAUAAUAGUACAUAAGAUACGAGCUAAUGGACUCGUAUUUUAGUAUUUCCUCUUCAAAGCGGCAUGAUUAAUUCAUUAUUAAAGAAUGAUUCAAUUCUAAGCCAUCAAAUUUUUUUUGCACAAGACUGUUAUGUGGCUCCUACUCUAUGUCACAUUGUCACUUUAUAUUCAAAUAGGUCAUGGUAUAUUUUGGUCUAAUAAAUUACUCCACUCUCUCACCCCGAAAGUUUUAUGUCAGUUAGAGAUAGAACUUAAAUCCAAAUUAAUUUAUAUGAAGUCACAUCACCUCAAAAAUCAAAUUUGUAUGAGUGAAUUAGACACAAGUCUAGCAUUAAUAAUUAUGAAAGAAAUUUAAAUUUGUUAAGUAAUAAAAAAAUUUAUCUAUAUAUAAUAGAUGAGACACCUUGCUAAAAAGUUACACCUUUAAACUAAAAUAUAUGUAAAUUACUUUAAUGUGAUAACAGCGAAAGAAUAAGGAACAUUUUAUAAAAUUGGAAGAUAUAGUGAGAGGUGCUUUAUAGACUAUUGUGGACACUACUUAGAAAAAGAAAAGCUUUUAAAAUUAGAAAAAACCCAUCACUAUGGACCCCAUUUAGAGAUGCUGCAACUGCAAGUGCAACUGCAAGUGCAACUGCAAGUGGUGUAAUCUCGCAAACGUUUAGCAACCAAGUGUUGAUUAAUUAAUUUGAUUAUAUUACCUGAAAUUUAAAAGAUAAUCCGAUUCAAUUAUUGCUUUUGUUUUGGAUCAUUCACGUAAUAAAUGCACUGUAAGUAGGUGGUAAAGCGGACGGUCGGUCCCGUUUAGACCCGUCUCGUUUAUGUCCGUCUAAAAGCGGGGUGGGACAAAUCAACUUUGAAGGUAGAGAAAAACACAAGAAAGAAGAAAGGGAUUUGAAUUG
Vicia villosa (hairy vetch) is the source of this 2372-nucleotide messenger RNA. RefSeq names its product thaumatin-like protein 1b. Gene Ontology annotation, cellular component: extracellular region. NCBI's taxonomy places the organism in Eukaryota, Viridiplantae, Streptophyta, Magnoliopsida, Fabales, Fabaceae. The coding region runs from base 115 to 1089 and encodes 324 amino acids. The record is from RefSeq and is a predicted model, not a curated record. Gene Ontology annotation, biological process: defense response. The transcript has 2 exons.